AUUGACCAGCAGCAACAACACCAGGCGCAGCAGAGUGUGAAAAAUGGAAGGCACGUGAAUGGCACAGCGUCGGCCCUAUGCAGACCUGCAGUGGGAGCAGACGCCUGCUCACGAUAGCAGCCAGACGCAUCGUCAGGCCCAUCCCCAGGGAGAGCCGGCCCAUGCCUCCAGCUACGUGCCCCAGCCAGAUUACACGGAGGCUGAGGAUGAUCUCAUCAACCCCAAAAAGCUCGUUAAUCCAGUGAAAUCCUCCAAAAGCCACCAGGACCUCCAUCGAGAACUACUCCUGAGUCACAAACGAGGUGGGGUGAGUGUGGAAGCCAAGCCUGAGCUGCAGCGCGUGCUGGAGGCCAGGAAGAGGGAGCAGAUGAUCAAACAGAGAAAAGUGGAGGAUGAGGCCCGGAAGAAGGUCUCUCCUCUGGAACAGGAGCUCCAAAAGAGGCACAAAAAGCUGGAAGAGCUGGAUAAGGAGCAGGAGAAGCUUGAGGAAGAGACGGGGAGAGCGCCAGAAUUUGUCAAGGUCAAAGAGAACUUGAGACGCACGUCAUUCCACAGUAAAGGAGAGAAAGAAGUGUAGAGACCAAACUGACAUGCUGGAGACUGCUGGAGGUCAUGCACAUGCAGUGUGAGGACAUUCAGGACUGCUCAAAGACUGGGCACUGGGCUGCAGUGAGACAACCGCCGGGCACUCUUCUUCCUGCUGUAAGGACUACCUGACAGUCCGCAUAUGACUUCACUAUCACACUGAAAGACUGUAUACAGGACUGAUGCUUAGCAGUGGUCAGGCCGUAUGAGGUUGUGACAGGAUAGAGAAUGUGAGGAAGUGGGGAGCUCGCCAUACAGUAAAAUAUACACACAGAAAGGGUUUGGUAAAUGUCCAAUUUCAAUACCCAAAUGAUCUCUGCAUGUCAGACAGUGUGCCUGUAAACUGUUAAGCAUUAUAACCAGAUUCAGUGUGUAAGCUAAUGUGAGCGGAUCAUUAUUUUGGGGCAUUUUGUGGUGAGAUGUCAUCAUUGGUCUAAGAGCGGUGCGGCUGAAAGAGCAGGAAAGAGAGAGAGAGAGAGAGAGAGAGAGAGAGAGAGAGAGAGAGAGA
Messenger RNA from Hypomesus transpacificus, 1093 nucleotides. RefSeq names its product protein FAM107B. Lineage: Eukaryota; Metazoa; Chordata; Actinopteri; Osmeriformes; Osmeridae. Gene Ontology annotation, cellular component: synapse; neuron projection; stress fiber. Gene Ontology annotation, biological process: actin filament polymerization; actin filament bundle assembly; regulation of actin cytoskeleton organization. The record is from RefSeq and is a predicted model, not a curated record.